AUGAACAUGCCUCAGGCAAGGGAGACGGUUCGAGGACGAGGAACGAGAAGGGCGCUCGCGUUUUCUCUCGACGCGCGAUUGAGACAUGUCUUGAAGCAAUGCGGUCGGCGCUUCGAUCUGGUUUUCGCGACGCCCCGUGCUGUAAGCUCGGCAGUUAAAGUUCCUUCCGGCCAGGCCGCUCCCUUAUUUAUCGUCGCAAACCCCAUGCGAGCAAUCUGCGCUUGGAAAUCGAGGAUAUCAAAGCCGGGCGCCAUGGAUUGCGAUAAGAGGCGGCGGCAACGGUGGCCUUUUGACGCAGCAAUCGCCCUGGAAAGGCCGUGGAACCGAUGGAACUCGGCGUCACGACGAUGCUUGAAUGCCUUUGAUCCCCCUCAUCCAGCCUCUCUGAGCAAGGUUACACUAGCCGACCCAACUUUGCGUCGCAAUCCCGCCUCAGCCACGAUUUCUCAGUUCCGGAUUCCUGGGCAUUGA
Molecule: messenger RNA, 471 nt
Organism: Trichoderma virens Gv29-8
Lineage: Eukaryota; Fungi; Ascomycota; Sordariomycetes; Hypocreales; Hypocreaceae
Exons: 2
Coding region: 1-471 (156 amino acids)
Source: RefSeq, a predicted model, not a curated record